Molecule: messenger RNA, 455 nt
Organism: Paramecium pentaurelia
Lineage: Eukaryota; Ciliophora; Oligohymenophorea; Peniculida; Parameciidae
Source: the annotation of a GenBank genome assembly
AUGCCUCCUAAGAUUAUCACUCUUCCAACAUGGAAAAAAUUCAUCUUCGAUUUUAUCUUUUAGCAAGAAAGGAAAGGAAGUUUGAAGAUGAUAGUUUCCAGAGUAGAAAUUUUUUUACUUACAGUAUAUACCAUAUUCCAAAGGAAAGUAUAGAUCAGCUUCUGUCUGUUGCUGGUUUCUUUCUAUAAAAUUGUUACCUCCAGAAAGGAAAUAUCAUUUAUGAUUCAUCUGAGAUAUAUUAAUGGUAUUCAUGCAGUAUAUCAUAAGCAACUCCAUAAUGUGAGGGAAUGUGUCAUGCUUCUGCUACAAGAAACAGACCAAUUAAAUUUAAUGUUGAUACAUUGGGAUAUUACAUAUUAUGCAAUCAAAAAUAGAGUGCUAAUUCUCUAUUUGUAAUGUAUAUAGGUAAUCGCUUUUUCAAUGUUCAGAUAAAUCAUUCAACAAUAUUAUGCUGA